This is a messenger RNA of Drosophila eugracilis, 9481 nucleotides long. RefSeq names its product tyrosine-protein phosphatase Lar (gene Lar). The record is from RefSeq and is a predicted model, not a curated record. The transcript is spliced from 20 exons. Lineage: Eukaryota; Metazoa; Arthropoda; Insecta; Diptera; Drosophilidae. The coding region runs from base 1358 to 7501 and encodes 2047 amino acids. Gene Ontology annotation, biological process: protein dephosphorylation. Gene Ontology annotation, molecular function: protein tyrosine phosphatase activity; protein binding.
GUACGUAUUUAGUACAAUUUCGGGAUUUGGCAGGAUGUAACGAACGUGUAAGAAACAGAGCGCGUCCUCCUCAGCCGUGUGUGCGAUAAUCGAACAACAAGCAACGCGACAACAAAUUCAAUAUUCAUAAUAAAAAAAAUCGUAAAAAACCUAACAAUCGCUUGAAAGCAGUUUUCAAGUGAUAUAACAAAAAAUAACGUAAUUAUAAAUGAAAUAGCAAAGAAAAAUCAGUUGGAAAAUCCCGGCAAAGUGAUUUUUUAGCCAAGUUAACCAGAAACCAAAUCGUCGAAGUCUUCGGCUUGCCUCGGUUCAAUCCCUCUCGCCCCCGCCUCUCCUUCCUACACUCGUAUGUGUACUUGUUUUUGUGAGCGUGCUUAGCCGCAAGCCGGUUUUAAAUAAGAAAUUUUCCUAUAAUUAUACCACCCACCCAAAGGAUGUGGGUUAAAAUUCGCCAUGAAACAUAAUUAACGAAGAACAACAACUGAAAAGGCCGCCGAUAAUACCCUUGGCUGGAUAAAUCGGAACACAACCGGCAAACUACGACAAGAAAAAAAAAAAAAAACAUAAAUCAAUAAGAGAAAAGAAUAAACUGCAUAUCUCAGAUUAUAUUUUAGAUAUAAAUGAUAUAUACAUGUAUAAGAGUUAUUUAAGUAUUAAGUUCAGGCUUAGGCAGGUAAAUGUAUUUUGGUCAGAUAAGUAACAACAGCUUCCCUCCACAUGGUAACCAUAAAAUGAUGCGACGACUGUAAUUGGAUUUGGAUAAAUCGGAACAACUUGCAACAAAUACAAAAUGUCGACAACAAUCAAUAUGUGUGAUCAACAACGACAACAAUUUUUACAACCGAAUGCAACGUGACGACAACAAUUGCAAAUUGUAAUAAUAAUAUUUAUAACGCAUACGACAUGUUGCUUUCGUCAUGCCAAUAAUGAUGAUGACAUCGCAUUUACUAACACGUCUUGUAAUAUCCGAUGAUUUUCGGCUUUCGAAAAUGUAUUUAACGAACGAUUGAUCGAAACACUAAUAACUACCAACUACGACUACAAAAUAUUAUAAAAAAAUCAACAAAUUUUACACACACAAACACCUUCACUAUCCCCACAACAAAAAACAACCCACACUUGUGUUGAUUUUUCCUAUUGACUUUUUGUACUGGCAACUGCAGCAAAAGCUUAAGUGCCAUUUGGCGAAAGAGUGAGUGAGUCAGUCAGCCAAAGAGUAAGUCUGACAGAGACAUAGCCUGUGUAAAUAAAACAACAACAAAAACAAAAACAAAAACAAAAACGAAAGCAUUUAAAAUUAGUUAUUGUUGUUAGCAAUUGUCGAACACCCCAAUUUCCGGCGAAAAUAUAUACAAUAAUGGGUCUGCAGAUGACAGCAGCCAGUCCUAUUGCAGCUUCCAGCCUAUUUGUGUUGUUCUUGCUCACCUGGAACCCCACGAACGUCGAUGCAGCCCAUGCAAAUUAUUCGGAUAUACCAUAUAUACAAUAUCUCACACAUCCACCGGAGAUCAUCAGGAAGCCGCAGAAUCAGGGAGUCCGUGUGGGCGGCGUUGCUAGCUUCUAUUGUGCGGCCCGCGGUGAUCCGCCUCCAUCGAUAGUCUGGCGGAAGAAUGGCAAAAAAGUUUCUGGUACCCAGUCUCGUUAUACGGUCCUGGAGCAACCCGGCGGGAUUUCCAUACUACGGAUUGAGCCCGUAAGGGCGGGACGCGACGAUGCCCCGUAUGAAUGUGUGGCGGAGAACGGAGUGGGCGAUGCCGUUUCCGCAGAUGCAACUUUAACCAUCUAUGAAGGCGAUAAAACACCCGCAGGCUUUCCGGUUAUAACCCAGGGUCCAGGCACUCGCGUCAUUGAAGUGGGUCACAUGGUCCUCAUGACAUGCAAAGCCAUCGGCAAUCCGACGCCAAACAUUUACUGGAUUAAGAAUCAGACAAAGGUUGAUAUGAGCAAUCCCCGUUACUCGCUUAAAGAUGGCUUCCUGCAAAUAGAAAACAGCCGCGAGGAGGAUCAAGGCAAAUAUGAAUGUGUGGCCGAGAAUUCCAUUGGCACGGAGCACUCAAAGGCAACCAAUUUGUAUGUGAAAGUCCGUCGCGUUCCCCCCACUUUCUCCCGCCCGCCAGAGACCAUUAGUGAGGUGAUGUUGGGAUCCAAUCUGAAUCUCUCCUGCAUAGCCGUAGGCUCACCAAUGCCGCAUGUCAAGUGGAUGAAGGGCUCUGAAGAUCUGACACCGGAGAAUGAGAUGCCAAUCGGUCGAAAUGUCCUGCAACUGAUCAAUAUCCAGGAGAGCGCCAACUACACUUGCAUAGCUGCCUCAACUUUGGGGCAAAUCGAUUCGGUUUCGGUGGUUAAAGUGCAAUCUCUGCCCACCGCACCCACGGAUGUGCAAAUCUCCGAGGUGACCGCCACUUCAGUGCGUCUGGAGUGGUCAUACAAGGGUCCCGAGGACUUGCAGUAUUACGUGAUCCAGUAUAAGCCGAAGAACGCCAACCAGGCCUUCAGCGAGAUAAGCGGCAUCAUCACCAUGUACUAUGUGGUCCGUGCUUUGAGUCCCUACACGGAAUACGAGUUCUACGUGAUAGCCGUGAACAAUAUUGGACGUGGACCGCCCUCGGCUCCAGCGACAUGUACCACCGGCGAUUACUCUUUCGGUGGGACAAAAAUGGAAAGUGCACCACGUAAUGUUCAAGUGCGCACGCUGAGCUCGUCCACGAUGGUUAUUACUUGGGAACCACCAGAGACGCCCAAUGGACAAGUGACCGGCUACAAGGUGUACUACACGACCAAUUCAAAUCAACCGGAGGCCUCUUGGAACUCCCAGAUGGUUGACAACAGCGAACUUACCACUGUUUCGGAACUGACGCCCCAUGCCAUCUACACAGUUCGAGUUCAGGCCUACACCUCAAUGGGAGCCGGUCCCAUGUCCACGCCGGUCCAAGUGAAGGCCCAGCAAGGUGUGCCAUCGCAACCGAGCAAUUUCCGGGCUACCGAUAUCGGCGAGACCGCAGUCACACUGCAAUGGACCAAGCCGACGCAUUCCAGCGAGAAUAUCGUUCAUUACGAGCUCUACUGGAAUGACACAUACGCCAAUCUGCCCCAUCACAAACGCGUUUCCAAUUCGGAGUCCUUUACACUCGAUGGCCUGUAUCCCGAUACCCUUUUCUAUAUCUGGCUGGCGGCAAGAUCACAACGUGGCGAGGGGGCCACCACACCGCCCAUUCCGGUUCGCACCAAGCAAUAUGUACCAGGUGCACCGCCUCGAAAUAUCACCGCCAUAGCUACCAGCUCGACGACGAUAUCGCUUAACUGGCUGCCACCGCCCGUCGAACGAUCGAACGGUCGGAUCAUAUACUAUAAGGUAUUCUUCGUGGAGGUUGGUCGCGAAGACAACGAGGCCACCACAUUGACCCUCAAUAUGACCAGCAUUGUGCUCGACGAGCUGAAGCGCUGGACAGAGUACAAAAUCUGGGUACUGGCCGGCACAUCCGUCGGCAAUGGUCCGCGUUCCCAUCCCAUCAUAUUGCGAACCCAAGAGGAUGUGCCCGGCGAUCCACAAGACGUGAAGGCCACGCCUUUGAACUCCACAUCGAUCCAUGUCAGCUGGAAGCCACCACUUGAGAAGGAUCGCAAUGGCAUCAUCCGUGGCUAUCACAUACAUGCCCAGGAGCUGCGAGAUGAGGGCAAGGGCUUCCUCAACGAACCCUUCAAGUUCGAUGUGGUGGAUGCGAUGGAGUUCAAUGUAACUGGCUUGCAGCCGGAUACCAAAUACUCUAUUCAGGUGGCCGCAUUGACCCGUAAAGGCGAUGGCGACCGGAGUGCAGCGAUUGUGGUGAAAACACCCGGUGGUGUGCCAGUUCGGCCAACGGUGAGUCUGAAGAUCAUGGAGCGGGAGCCGAUUGUGUCGAUCGAACUCGAAUGGGAGCGUCCGGCGCAGACGUACGGUGAACUGCGAGGCUAUCGACUUCGCUGGGGUGUCAAGGAUCAGGCACUAAAGGAGGAGAUGCUGUCGGGACCUCAGAUGACCAAGAAGCGCUUCGAUAACCUGGAACGCGGUGUAGAGUACGAAUUUCGAGUAGCGGGUAGCAACCACAUCGGUAUCGGUCAGGAGACGGUGAAAAUAUUCCAGACCCCAGAGGGUACACCCGGCGGACCGCCGUCUAACAUCACCAUUCGCUUCCAAACUCCGGAUGUACUAUGUGUGACCUGGGAUCCACCUACCAGAGAGCACAGGAAUGGCAUAAUCACCCGGUACGAUGUUCAGUUCCAUAAGAAAAUUGAUCAUGGCCUUGGAUCCGAGCGGAAUAUGACGCUCCGCAAGGCAGUGUUUACGAAUCUGGAGGAGAACACCGAGUACAUAUUCCGGGUGAGGGCUUAUACGAAGCAGGGAGCUGGACCCUUUAGCGAUAAGUUGAUCGUGGAGACGGAGCGCGAUAUGGGCCGGGCACCAAUGUCCUUGCAGGCAGAGGCCACCUCGGAGCAAACGGCUGAGAUCUGGUGGGAGCCGGUAACAAGUCGUGGAAAGUUGCUUGGAUACAAGAUCUUUUACACCAUGACCGCUGUCGAGGAUUUGGACGAUUGGCAAACGAAAACCGUUGGACUCACGGAAUCGGCCGACUUGGUAAAUCUGGAGAAGUUUGCCCAAUAUGCCGUGGCCAUUGCUGCGAGGUUUAAGAACGGAUUGGGACGACUCAGUGAAAAGGUGACGGUGCGAAUUAAGCCAGAGGAUGUGCCCCUCAAUCUUCGGGCUCACGAUGUCAGCACCCACUCGAUGACCUUAAGUUGGUCACCGCCCAUUCGCUUAACUCCGGUUAACUAUAAGAUCAGCUUUGAUGCGAUGAAGGUGUUUGUGGACUCGCAGGGUUUCUCACAGACCCAGAUCGUUCCCAAGCGAGAGAUCAUCUUGAAGCACUACGUAAAAACGCAUACGAUCAACGAACUGAGUCCGUUUACCACGUACAAUGUGAACGUUAGUGCCAUUCCAUCAGAUUAUUCCUACCGCCCGCCCACCAAGAUCACAGUCACCACCCAAAUGGCUGCUCCUCAGCCCAUGGUCAAGCCAGAUUUCUAUGGAGUGGUCAGUGGGGAAGAGAUUCUUGUGAUACUGCCCCAGGCCUCGGAGGAAUAUGGACCGAUCUCGCAUUAUUAUUUAGUCGUAGUACCUGAGGAUAAAUCGAAUCUGCAUAAGAUACCCGAUCAGUUCCUCACUGAUGACUUGCUUCCGCUCAGGAAUAAGCCGGAGCGCCCUAAUGCCCCCUACAUCGCAGCCAAGUUCCCACAGCGUUCCAUACCGUUCACCUUCCACCUGGGAUCGGGCGAUGAAAACCAUAACCUGACAAAUCGUAAGCUGGAAAGGGAGAAGCGUUACCGCAUCUUUGUAAGGGCAGUGGUAGACACGCCGCAGAAGCACCUUUACACCUCCAGUCCCUUCUCCGAGUUCUUAUCGCUGGACAUGAGGGAAGCUCCGCCAGGCGAGGGGCCCCGUCGACCUGAUCCGAAUUGGCCUGCGGAGCCGGAGGUUUCGGUAAACCGCAACAAGGACGAACCGGAGAUCCUGUGGGUGGUGCUGCCCCUGAUGGUGUCCACCUUCAUCGUGUCCACCGCUUUGAUUGUCUUGUGUGUGGUCAAGCGUCGCCGGCAGCCAUGCAAGACUCCGGAUCAAGCGGCAGUAACACGACCCUUAAUGGCUGCCGACCUGGGAGCAGGGCCAACGCCCAGUGAUCCCGUGGACAUGAGACGUCUGAACUUCCAGACGCCCGGCAUGAUCUCCCAUCCGCCCAUACCCAUAUCCGAGUUUGCCAAUCAUAUCGAGCGCCUUAAGUCCAACGACAAUCAGAAGUUUUCGCAGGAGUACGAGAGCAUUGAGCCGGGACAGCAGUUCACCUGGGACAACUCGAAUCUGGAGCACAACAAAUCCAAGAAUCGCUAUGCCAAUGUCACCGCCUACGACCAUUCCCGUGUCCAGUUGCCACCGUCAGAGGGUGUGGCCGGAUCGGACUACAUCAAUGCCAACUACUGCGAUGGCUAUCGAAAGCACAAUGCCUAUGUGGCCACCCAGGGACCUCUGCAGGAGACCUUUGUGGACUUCUGGCGCAUGUGCUGGGAACUGAAGACGGCCACCAUUGUGAUGAUGACGCGGCUGGAGGAACGAACACGCAUCAAGUGCGACCAGUACUGGCCAACACGUGGAACGGAGACCUAUGGCCAGAUCUUUGUAACCAUCACGGAGACGCAGGAACUGGCCACCUACAGCAUCCGGACGUUCCAGUUGUGCCGGCAAGGCUUCAACGAUCGGCGUGAGAUUAAGCAGCUACAAUUCACCGCCUGGCCUGAUCACGGUGUACCCGAUCAUCCUGCUCCUUUCCUGCAGUUCCUGCGCCGGUGUCGUGCUCUCACACCACCAGAAUCCGGACCUGUUAUCGUUCACUGCUCGGCAGGGGUGGGUCGAACCGGUUGUUAUAUCGUAAUCGAUUCGAUGCUAGAGCGAAUGAAGCACGAGAAGAUCAUCGAUAUCUACGGGCAUGUCACGUGCCUGCGGGCUCAACGUAACUACAUGGUGCAGACGGAGGAUCAGUAUAUCUUCAUCCACGACGCCAUUCUGGAGGCCAUUAUCUGUGGAAUGACUGAGGUGCCUGCACGCAAUCUACACACUCACCUGCAGAAACUACUCAUCACCGAGCCCGGCGAAAGUAUCUCGGGCAUGGAGGUGGAGUUCAAGAAGCUGUCCAACGUCAAGAUGGACUCAUCCAAGUUUGUAACGGCAAAUCUUCCGUGCAACAAACACAAGAAUCGCCUGGUCCACAUUCUUCCCUACGAAUCGAGUCGCGUCUACCUGACCCCCAUCCAUGGCAUUGAAGGCAGCGACUAUGUCAACGCCAGCUUUAUUGAUGGCUAUCGCUACCGAUCCGCCUACAUCGCCGCUCAAGGCCCAGUCCAGGAUGCAGCCGAGGACUUCUGGCGUAUGCUCUGGGAGCACAACUCUACUAUUGUUGUUAUGCUGACAAAGCUCAAGGAAAUGGGAAGGGAGAAAUGUUUCCAGUAUUGGCCUCAUGAGCGAUCCGUGCGCUAUCAGUAUUACGUGGUGGAUCCCAUUGCUGAGUACAAUAUGCCGCAGUAUAAGCUGCGUGAAUUCAAGGUAACCGAUGCUCGAGAUGGUUCCUCUCGCACCGUCCGGCAGUUCCAGUUCAUCGAUUGGCCAGAGCAGGGCGUACCCAAAUCGGGCGAGGGCUUCAUUGACUUUAUUGGGCAGGUGCACAAGACCAAGGAACAGUUUGGCCAAGAUGGACCCAUCACUGUGCACUGUUCGGCGGGCGUGGGUCGAUCGGGUGUUUUCAUCACGUUGAGCAUUGUUCUGGAGAGGAUGCAAUAUGAGGGAGUACUCGAUGUCUUCCAGACAGUGCGUAUACUGCGCUCCCAGCGUCCAGCUAUGGUACAAACUGAGGAUCAAUACCACUUCUGCUAUCGCGCUGCAUUGGAAUACUUGGGCUCAUUCGACAACUACACAAACUGAGGACAACUCUGAAGGGAGAAGUCCGGCCUAGAGAUCUAAAAACUCAUCGACCCUGCGUUCGUUGCAUACUUAUUUCGAACUCUACGCAUAAUACGCAUUUACGAUAUACACGGAUAUCAUAACUCUAAAGUAUUAUAGCCAGCUACUGCCCACACUUACUUAAUAACACCUAUACUUAUAUACGUGGAUAAUUUUAGUUGAUAAGCGCACACCCCGCCCGCAGAUUAUGUUCUCAUUGCGAUUCCUUUUCGGGCCACGGUCUUUUUAUGCGUUUGAUUUUAUUGAUAAUGUAAACUAAAAAAGACUGUUACACGUUUAAUUAUCAGAAAUUUAUAUAUCAGCCCAUAUGCACUUCUACGGGUGUGCAUCAAGAUUUUGCUCGCUGAAUGGAGAAGUUAGAAGGAAGUCAAUCAACUUGUUGUUCGUGGAACUGCCGCCAGAAUGGCCAUGAAUGGGGCGGACCACUGGAAACCGAUACAUAUUUGAACUAAGGACUUGGUAGCUAUUAGUCUUACCGCCUAAAUCGAAUCUCGAACGGACGGAUAGGGUCGAAAGUAGUAGCCAUUUAAUGUAAAUGGGAAAACUUCUGGCGAAUUGGCAGCAAAAUCCAAUCGCCAUUAUAAAUAUAAAAACACGUAUGAGUAAUACAAUCAAUCAAAUACUGCUAUGUUAAUCAGUUGUUAUGCCUAGGUUAUUGGAAAAUGAGUAUAAAACAAUCCGUGCAAUUAGUCAAGAGUCUCUGCAUAGUGUGCAUAUUUUAUAAGGCAGCUAGAUUAUAAAAUAGGUUUUUGACUUAAGUUUUGAUCUCCCCUAUAAAAAAAUGAAAAGAUGACGAACUUGAUGGACUGAUCAAUGUCUUGGUAGCUAACAGACGGUUCUUAUUUUGAAUAACAAUAGGAGACACAGACCUUACUUCCAGCUAAAGCAGCUAAUUGAAACUUUAACCUCAUUCCCACGACUUCUAUUCAGUAAAGUUCUAUCCCCAGUACAUUCCUGUAUAUACCACAGUCGAUACCCAAGCUAGCCACGUAUGUAUUGUGUAAUUUAGAUCGAAAAGCUAAACAAUUAUUGUACCUAAGGUGUAUGAAGGCAUAGAUAUUAACCAAGCGAACAGAUUAGAAUGAUAACUGUAGAUAUGUACUGUAGCAUAUAAUUUUUACCAUCAAAUAGGGCGACACACGCAAGAAUCAAGUUUAAACGAGAUAUUGGCAAUAGGUCAUAAGGUACAACAUAAUAAUGUAUAUACUGAUUAACUGUUUUGCAGAACCUUUAAAUUCGGCCUCGUAUUUAUAAAUCAAAAUAUAUAUAUAAUAUAUAUAUAUAUAUAUAUAUGAAAAGAAAAGUUAGCAAGCAAAUGCUUAAAAGCAAACACUAAAUUAUUAGCUGAAACACAUGUUAAACAACAAUAGUCAUAUGUAAACAAAAUAUUUAUACGAAAUAAAAGUAUUUGUUAUAACAAAUUUAGCGCGUUGCCCCAGCCAAUUGGAUCGGAAGUGUUAGGAAGUAGUAAAUUUUGCAGCAAUGUUGGCCGGCUGGGCAUGUUUGGAAUAAAACAACAGAGAGAAAGAUACUAAAUUAAACUAUAGCGCUAGCAACAAUAGAUGUCUAGAUAAAGGUACCCACGCAGAGUGUUGCAAUCGUAUUAAACAUAACAUAUAAAUCAAUUGAGAAAUACGAAUAUAAUGUAUAUUAUACAAAUUUGUCGGCUUGUCAAAUUUUGUUGAAAUAUAAAUUGUUUUAUAUGUUUUACCAAAUAGAAAGAUAUAACAAUUUUAAAGGUAACAUCAUACACAGACACAGACAAGCAAACAUUAUAAUGAUUAUACUAAUCAAGCAACAGAUGAGCGUAUGUAUUUCGCAUUAAUGUAUGAUUAAGAAUAUCAUAUUAUGUUUAAAGAUACCAUAUAAAUAGUAUAUCAUUUUCAAAAAACACUGCAAAACCGAAUGACAACAAAUAAUAAAAGAUGAAAUAAAAACUAA